This is a messenger RNA of Puccinia graminis f. sp. tritici CRL 75-36-700-3, 216 nucleotides long. RefSeq lists its product as uncharacterized. The transcript has a single exon. The coding region runs from base 1 to 216 and encodes 71 amino acids. The record is from RefSeq and is a predicted model, not a curated record. Lineage: Eukaryota; Fungi; Basidiomycota; Pucciniomycetes; Pucciniales; Pucciniaceae.
AUGUCACAAUUCCGCCACGUUUACGCAGGUGGGGAAAAAACCUCGGGGCUUCGGAGUAGAACCAUGAACACCCCUGCUCGUUCCCGGGAUAUUGCCCAGGCAACCAAUAAUCCGAACUCCCGACACUCUGUUGUAACCCGCCUGCCCAGGAGCCCAGUUUCAUCUGGCGGGCGGCGAAACCCUCGGUGUGGGACUAAGUCGGCUAAGCGCCUCUGA